Molecule: messenger RNA, 4347 nt
Organism: Gadus macrocephalus (Pacific cod)
Lineage: Eukaryota; Metazoa; Chordata; Actinopteri; Gadiformes; Gadidae
Gene: gaa2
Product: alpha glucosidase 2
Exons: 21
Coding region: 262-3204 (980 amino acids)
Biological process (GO): carbohydrate metabolic process
Molecular function (GO): carbohydrate binding; alpha-1,4-glucosidase activity
Source: RefSeq, a predicted model, not a curated record
UAUUUUAGGAUUUAGUUUGGUUGAAUGAGGAAAUUCACCAUGUUGGUCGACAUAGCAGUGAAAUGCAAAAAUACGAGUGUUCUUGAACGCGCCGGAAAAGUAAACACACGAUGGCGUGUGAAACCGACAGCGCCAGCUAUUAAACUCAAGUUUCUAGGUUAAAAUACGGUAAAUCUGAUAGUAUGUUGAUCUGCAUGUUGAAUAUUUAAAAAAUCAGCCAUGACAAUGAUUGACUGAAGCAAAUCAGUUGAGGCUUUUACAAUGGUCUCAUACAAGCGCUUGGACCCUGAAAAUGUGCGGUUUUCUAAUGCAGCUUUGUUGGGGGAAUCUGCUCUCACUCAGGAAAACGAAUCGGUAAAGGACCCUGAAGAGUGUGAGCGUCCCCUGAUCCCACCGAGGCCGGCAUGCUCGGCUACGACCGGCCUCCUUGUGCUGGGCUCUUUGCUGCUCGUGCUCUGUGCUGGCUGGCUCCUGGCCACAAUGUUCUGGCUACACAAUGUCCCCAGCGAUCAACCACACAAGCCUCCAACACCCAGCUCUACCAAUAGGACAGACGCACAAGGAUCAAAGGAGCAGAUUCUUUCAGUGACUGUCCCGAAUCCUCAGGCAUGUGCAGUAAUCGCUGAAUCCUGGAGGUUUGACUGUUAUCCUGAGAGUCGUGCGGUCGUGACCAGAGAGAUGUGUGAGGCCAGGGGCUGCUGCUUCAUUCCGGUGUCAUCUUCCUCCACCUCUUCUUCCUCUUCAUCCCCGUCAGGCAGACACGGCAUCCCUUGGUGUUUCUACCCCGAGGGGUUUGGUUCAUACUCAUUGGUUUCGGUAAACGACACAGCUCUCGGAGAAGAAGGCAGGUUGGUGAGGGACACCAAGACCUACUACCCAGGAGACAUCAUGACUCUUCACCUGGAGAUACGACAUGAAACAAACACAAGGUUGCGGGUUCGGAUUACUGACCCCUCUAACUCGAGAUUUGAGGUGCCCAUUACUGUCCCAAAUGCCACUACGAAGGCAGAUAGUCCAACCUACUCUGUGGAGCUGUCCAAAGAGCCGUUUGGUCUCAUUGUGAAGAGGCUCUCUACAGGAACAGUACUUCUUAACACCACCGUGGCUCCGCUCUUCUACGCGGAUCAGUUCCUCCAGUUCUCCAGCUCCCUUCCCAGCAGAUUUAUCUACGGCCUAGGGGAGCACCGCUCCACCUUCCUUCAUAACAUCCAGUGGACCACCCUCACCAUGUGGGCCAGAGACGUGCCUCCCGUGGAAAUGACCAAUCUGUACGGAGCGCAUCCCUUCUACCUGGCCAUGGAGGAGGGCGGAGAUGCUCAUGGUUUCUUCCUUCUGAACAGCAACGCCAUGGACGUGGCCCUCCAGCCUGCGCCCGCUCUCACGUGGCGCACCAUCGGGGGAAUCCUGGAUUUCUACGUGUUCCUAGGACCUGAUCCUAGUUCAGUAGUCUCACAGUACCUGGAGGUCAUAGGCAGCCCAGCGAUGCCCGUCUACUGGGCUUUAGGCUACCAUCUCUGUCGCUGGGGUUACGACUCCAGCAACGCCACCUGGGAUGUGGUCAAGAGCAUGAGAAACUAUGGCAUACCCCAGGAUGUCCAGUGGAAUGACAUUGACUACAUGCAGCGAUUCAUGGACUUCACCUAUGACCCUUCAAGGUUUUCCACGCUGCCGGAACUUGUCAAAGAUCUGCACUUUCACGGCCAGCGCUAUGUCAUGAUUCUGGACCCGGGCAUUAGCAGUACCGAGCCUGCAGGCUCCUACUCGCCGUAUGAUGAAGGGUUGAAAAGAGGAGUUUUUAUCAAUGACUCCGAUGGGAACACACUCAUUGGCAAGGUUUGGCCCGGUUUGACGGCAUAUCCCGAUUUCUCUUCUGACGUGACCCACGAGUGGUGGUACGACAACCUCAAGAGGUUCCACGAGAAGGUCCCGUUCGACGGCCUGUGGAUCGACAUGAACGAGCCGUCUAACUUCCUGGAUGGCUCGACCAAUGGCUGUCCUUCCAGCAGUCUUGAAGAUCCUCCGUACACACCAGGUAUCCUAGGGGGCUUGCUGAGAUCUAAAACUCUGUGCGCGACGGCACAACAGAAGAUCUCCGUGCACUACAACGUGCACAGCCUCUACGGACUCAUGGAGGCCAAGGCCUCUGCAAGUGCUCUGCAGCGUAUUGCGGGCAAGAGGCCCUUUGUGAUCUCGCGCUCCUCGUUCCCCAGCCAGGGAAUGUACUCCGGUCACUGGCUGGGAGACAACCGGAGCCAGUGGAAAGACUUGUAUGCCUCGAUAGCAGGUAUCAUGACCUUUAACCUUCUGGGAAUCCCCCUGGUGGGAGCCGACAUCUGCGGCUUCGGGGAGGAGCCGCAGGAGGAGAUGUGCAUCCGCUGGACGCAGCUCGGGGCCUUUUACCCCUUUACACGCAACCACAACGGCAUAGACAUGAAGCCCCAGGACCCGACAGCCUUUAGUCCCCUUGCCAGGACGGCCAUGAAGCAGGCUCUGCUGCUGAGAUACUCUCUCUUCCCGAUCCUCUACACACUCUUCCACCAUGCACACGUACAGGGACACACUGUCGCACGGCCACUCAUGUUUGAGUUUCCCGGGGACGUGAAAACGUACGGUAUCGACAGGCAGUUCCUGUGGGGGAAGGGUUUGCUGGUGACACCGGUAGUGGAUCCUGGUGUGGACUACGUGGUGGGCUACUUCCCGGCGGGCCUGUGGUACGACUACUACACGGGCGACUCUGUGCCCAGUAAGGGGGAGGAGCUACGACUCCAAGCUCCCCUGGACAAGAUCAACCUGCACCUGAGGGAGGGCGUCAUCAUACCAACGCAGAGGCCCAACAUCACCCUAUGGGUGAGCAGUGGUCAGCCUCUCCACUUGGUGUCGGCUCUGUCUGAGGACGGCUCCGCCAGUGGCGAUCUCUUCUGGGACGACGGGGAGAGCAUCGACACCUACGAGACCAACCAGUACGCUUACAUCGUCUUCGAUGUCACCCAGAACGUGAUGACAUCCCAGGUGCUCCGCAGCCACCUGGAGGCCACCUACAUAACGGUGGAGUCUGCCUCCUUCUACGGGGUGAAGGCAGAGCCCGACAGGGUGCUGGUCAACUCCCAGGACGCAGCUUUCACCUACAGAGCUAAUCAGCAGGUGUUGACGGUAUCCGAACUCGGUCUGAACCUCAGUCAGAACUUCACCAUCAGCUGGAUGUAACCUCACUGUUGUUCGCAUUUUACGUCUGCAGAGAAAAUGUAUUUAAUGUAUAUUUGCACAAUACAUUUGAGUCAUUUGCAGUGGAACAGAGCUUAAACCAAAUGGGUUAAUUGCUGUGAAACCAUUUCAAGCCGGCGGUCUUCGUCUAUAACUUUGGGCUACAUCUUAAAAUUAAAGAAACCUAAAUUAGUUGAUUUCAAACAAAAUCUCCGUCCGAUUUAAAUACCUUGUUUGAAAAAGGCCUGCAAUCUCAAUUCCUGUAAUCAAUUGUGAUUGGAUACGUUUGUUUGAAUGAGUCGUGUCAUAUUCACCCACCCCCGCCUUACCAUGGAACGAGAGCAAAGAGAGUAUUAAUAGUUUUACACAUUGGCUCUUAGAAUGACAAAGGGAUUGCAUAAUUUUCUCGAUGAGCCUGUUUUGCACUGAUUUUAAAUUGCAGCAUGUAGAUGCCUUUUUGAAAUGGCAUAGAUUUCUUAACCUUUUCUUUGUUGUCUUCCGAUGGAACCAAAAAAAAAGAGGCAGUUCUUGACCAGUUCACCAGGAUGGUUUUGUUGCUUGUCAUGGAUGGUUGUGAGUCACGGGGAGAGUUUAGGUAUCAUCAACGCAUGACACACAAUGAGGCUAGGACUUGUUCUUCUUUUAUUCUCCGUUUUAUUCUCUGCAAUGGAAUCGUUUUUAGUUAUUUUAAAUCGCUGUCCUUAAAGUGACACCCAAGAUGAGGAAUCUUUAAGAUGAAGUGCGGUAUGUAGGGCUUUCUGAUGGCCUGCUGAUUUUGAAGAGCUGCCUUGCAAUUUGAUUGACACGUAUUCGUUAAGUAAUAGCUGGAAGACCGCUGCCAAGUUCUGACAUUGCUUUAGCAAAGUGGCUUUGUAUGUAAUCAUUUAACAAAUGUGAAACUAGAAAUACAGUAUGCUCCAUACGAUUUAUUACAUUCAGAAUGCAUUGCGAGAAUGUCAUUUGUCUUGAUGUUGUCAAUCGAAUGGCUGAUUUCAAACCUCUGCUAGUAUUGCUGUCGCUGUGCUUUUAUGUGCUGUAUCGUUUGGGAUGUUUAAAUUAUAACUGUGCUUUAAGUGAUUUCAAACCCAUGAUGUUCAGCUUAAUUGUAAAGAAGAGUUUAUUUUAAUAAAGACUUAAUUACUCUGA